AUGAGUGGAAAUCAUGGCGUUAAAGUGUUUGCUCGUAUACGACCUACUUCCAAGUUCGCUGCUGAAACGAUUGAACUUCAUCCUGACAAUAAAUCAUUAACAAUUCACACGAGAAAAGAUGAACGGCGGGGCUACAUCAACAAUCAGAUUUUAGACUGGACUUACCAAACAGAUCACGUAUUGCACAAUGCCAGUCAGCCUGAAGUAUUUAAGAAGUGUGCUGAGGAGCCUAUUAUGAAAUCCCUAGAUGGCUUUAAUUCAACAAUCAUAGCGUAUGGCGAGACGGGCGCAGGGAAAAGUUUUACGAUGAGUGGAUCUUGUGAGAAUUUUCAAGAACGUGGGAUCAUUCCUAGAACAGUCUCUAAAAUAUUCUCAGAGAUAUCAAACCGCAGAGAACAGUCAAUAUGGGUCAGAAUUUCUUAUUUAGAAAUCUAUAAUGAAUCAAUGUUUGAUUUACUUGCUACAAUACCAGGCACACCAUUUGUUGACCCUAGCUCAUUCACAGUAACCGAGGAUGAAGGUACAAGCUGUCGGGUCAAGGGGCUGUCUGUUCAUAUAGCAAACACAGAAGAGGAAGCUCUUAACCUAUUUUUUGAGGUAGGUAUAUACUUAGGGAGUGUUCAUUAUUUAUGGUUGGGGGGAGUGCAUUUCACACCUCCUCCCUCUCAAUAUGUACAUGACCCCCCGUCUGGCAACAGCAAAACUCACAUGACCCCUCCCCCCUGCCGCCAAGGAAACACCAACAUUUUCAUGUUCUAUAAUAACAUAUUUUAAAGAGAUCAAAACAUUGCCAGUCACUAAAACUUUCAUGACCCCCCCCUCAAUUACUCCUCAAACUCUGGUGACCCCUCCAAAAGCAAACACCAAACUUUUUCUGCCCCUAUGAUUUCACACCCCCCCCCUCACCCCUCCCCCCUCCAAACCAUAAAUAAUGAAUGCUCCCUCUCCAAAUGCCUGAUCGAACUAGCAGUUUGACUGCAUGGUAAAAUAAUUAAAAUUUCAGACCUUUUACAUUUAUAUGCAUCCUUGAUCUGAUUAAGCUUGGCCAAUUUUUCCAAUUUUGACAUUUUGUGUGUAUCAUGCCGCCCCCAGCCAGAGCUGGCAUGUUGUUAAUGCAAUCUGAUGAAUACAGAUCAACCUUAUACUAUAAAAAUUGGAAAGCAUGAAUUGCCAUUGUAUGCUGUACUAGCUAAUUAAAAAACCUUGUAGUGCGAUCUCUGCAGUCAUCAAUGUGUUUGGUUUCAUUAAUUGAAUUAGUAGGUCACUCCAAAUCAAUGGUUACUAAAUGACUUUGAUGUUGUACUUCAGAGCAUAGGUAGAAGUAGUUCACUCUACAGUAAAACAAAAAAGUAAAAAGUCCUGGAGUAAAUGUAAUGUACUUGUCCGCAUGCAUUGCAUGCAUGAGGGGGGCAAGGGGGUCUUGUCACAAAAUCACAAAGAUUAUUUUUAGAUUUCAUGAGUCACGAAAAACAAAAUUUCAUUUUCACGAUUGUUAGGAACACACUGAAAAGCAUAACAAAGUCUGAAACCAUUUAACGAUUUUGUAGAUGGCAGAACUCGAUGUUAACACAAACACAUUUUACUGACUUUCACAUUAGAGCUUUUAAAGGACUAUGGAAAUUAUCAACUUCGUCCCCAGGAUAUGUUUUCCCUGUUAUGGCACUCAGCUCAUGUACCAUAACGAGGAAGACCCUGGGGGACGAGGUUGGGAAAGGGUGGGGUAUUUGCGUCAAUGUAAGUCACCAAGGAUGGAGAUUUUGUUGUUGCCAUAGUGGGGCAUUUGCAACGGUUUUUUGCCAAAAUGACACUGAUGCCCGACAAACGCCCGGGGAUGGGCACCCGUGGAAUUGAUUGAGACAAUUGAUUAUUCAGCCAGCUAUCAUUCAAUUUAUUUCAGAAAUUAUGACAAAAUCACUGAUAAAAAUCAGCUCACUAAGCAUCCGUAAAGGUCGUCUAUAAAUUCCACCAGCGCUUUUUCUCGUGAAUGAUGAAUUUGUGCAUGCGCAAUAAAGAUAAAUUAGGCAAUUGCUAGAAAAAAUUUCGCUUCGUCAGUGAGUAGAAGUUAGGCCUGUUUUAUACGUCGAUUUUGAUCGCGUCGAAUACAAUUAAGACAAUUAAUAGAUAAUGAGAUAACAAACCUCAUCAAACAAUAAAAUGGGCCUUAGUUCUACCAUAGCCUAUCGAAGGGAAGAUGCUGUGAAACUCAUUAGAAUAACAAUAUAACUCAUUAUCUAUGUUGGUCAACGUUUAUUCGUAAAUCUGGUCCUUCACCGUCAGGUGUGUAUUGUAUUUUUGUCAAAUCCACCAAUAGCAAUUUCCCGAGUUCGAGUCAUGGAUAGACGGUAAGUUUCCUAAAACGUACAUUGCUAUUGGUUACCUUAGUUGAGUAAAAAUACAAUACGCACGUGACGGUGAAGGACCAGAUUUAUGAAUAAAGGUUGACUAACCGCAUAGAUAAUGAGUUAUAUUGUUAUUCUAAUGAGUUUCACAGCCAUCUUUCCUUCGAUAGGCUAUGGUUCUACUCACUGCAAUAUCGAAUAAAUUGCCAAAAUUCAAUGGAAUCACUCACGUGAUGUGCAAUCAUCCAUACUUCGACGCGAUUCGACAACGCGACGCAAUUUUUCAGUUUUUGAAAAUAACUCAAAAUGUUAUAGCGCUUCUAUAAAUAUUUGAAAAACUUAAACCAGGAUCAAAGUUGUCGGUCAGUGCCUGUAAGUCGAAAAAUCGCGCGGCAUUGUCGAAUCGCGUCCGGUCUGUGUCAGCUUAGCGUUUGGUGUUAAUGUAGUGGCCCAGUAACAAGCGGCUAUCUUUAAAACGGGGAAUAGAGGAAGGGAAUGGGGAAUGACCCCGUUCCCUUCCCCGUUCCCUUCCUCUAUUCCCCGUUCCGCGUUUUAAAGAUAGCCGUAACAAGCCGUUGAAGCCGUUUAGCUGCUGGAGGCGAUCAAAUGAAAAACAAUAUACAGGGUUCGUACGGGUCCUGGAAAACCUGGAAAGUUAUGGAAUUUCAAUAUUCCAAAAUCCAGGUCUGGAAAUCCUGGAAAAUCAAUUUUAGUCAUGGAAAGUCAUGGAAAAUUGAAAUUUUACAAAACAUUAAAAAAGUAUUUUACUUAUUUCAAUUUACCAGUCAUAACGAUAUAUUAUAUGAAUUGUUGUUAUAUAAGGAUUUUUGCAAGAGCAAAGUGAAUUUUGUUCUUUUAUUAUAUCUGUUAUCGUUAAAAUAUUAACGAAUUUCAGAAAUUCCAUACUUCCAGGUCAUGGAUUUUGAAAAAAAUGGUCAUGGGAAGUCAUGGAAAAGUCAUGGAUUUUAAAUGGGAGAAGGUGUACGAACCCUGAAUAUAAUUAUAUGUAUUAAACUGACAGUCUGACCGCGAAUUUGGGAUAAGAAAACUAGGCAAGGCCUGCAGUUGUUUGCUUAAAAUCGGUUAGUAUUAUUAUGUUUUCAGAGCGGCAAGGGAUCUAAAUUCUUGACACUAUGUCUAUAAGUACGCUUUUCGCGCGACUGAAGCAAAAUAAAAAAGCAACAUGAUUGGUUAGCGAAAAUACCGAUAAUUAUACUUUUUCGCCGAGUUCCGAAAUUUACAAUGACUCCUGAAUUAAUACAAUCACGAUACAACUACUGCACGUCGUCAGUUAGUUUGUUAGCCUGUAUACUUGUUAGUUUGUUCAAAAUAAUAAGCCGGCUUGGUAUAGUCAUUACUGUCAUUUAAUGGAAAAUAGUAUGACUUCCGUUCGCACUUGUUAUUCCACUUGUUUUGCGCAUGCUCCAGGGCACCGUACUGUAGUAUAAUACUAUGUCUGAUUUCUAUUUAGUUCCGUAAUAUUUAUUCACAAGAUGGUUGGUGGCAAUUUAAUUUUCGCUUAUUCAUUUUUAAGGUGGCUCCAUACACUUUUCAUCAUUGGGGGACUGGUACCUAAUCUUGAGUUUUCGCGCGAAAAUAUUACAAAUAUCUGCAAAAAUAAAUAUAACUUUUUCAGUCUAAAAUCCGAAUCACAAGUCAUGUUUAUUUUGAUGUUUUGAGUCUUUUUUGUUCUCAUUUGUUCUCAAAGAACAAACUUCGUCCUGAUUUAGCCCUGAACAUUGAAUAGCUAGUCUUUUUAGAAGAUAUUUUAAGGUAAAAAAAUGCAGUGUUUAACGUUCGAACUCUUGUGAAAACCGGCGAUCGGCCCGACCGGCGAAACGUUUUUUACUCCAAUAUUUGGCGACUUAUAAGUUCAUAUCCAGAGUUUUUUGCACUUACAACUGGUAAAUGUACUCAAAGUGUCACUAACAGCAAAGGAAUCCAGUCAAACAGCAUCAUACGCCGGCUCAAACUGUUUAAAAUUGUCAACAACAACAUGAAAACACACAAGUUACGACUGAAAACGAAUAUAACUAUCAUGUACAGAAGCCAAAAAGUUCAUACGUGCCACACAUAUCUUAUACCAAACGACACAAUCACCUGUUUCAUGACGAUAUCCCGCGAGUUAGCAUGCAAAACUAAAUAUAUUUGCAGUCUAAGCAAGAAAACACAACAUAUAUUUGAUAUUUCGACAGGACUAAAAACUUUUUGUGCGUGUUUUUCUGGAGAUGCCUGCGAAAGCAUGUACGCGCAUGUCAAUUCAUUGAUCUUGCAGAGCUCGAAAAACUUUCGGCCGAGCGAGUGAGAUACCACAAUAAAACGGCGUAAUUCAAAAUUUUGCACGGUGACAUGUGAUGAAAUUUUGCGCAAGGAUAACUUCUUUUAAAACAAAUAGAAUAUCAAAAUUUAAAAAAAAUCUGUAGAUUGGAAAACUUUAAAUCCGCAAUUUUUUAUUCUGGCUGUUCUAAUCUACAGAAUUAUUUUAUUUUCAGGGAUAAGAUUCCUUAUUAUAAGUGAAAGCUAUACAGCAGUUAAAAAUUGGGGGUCACCGGCAAUAUUCGGAAAAUAAAGAAUAAAAACCUGCCUAAAAUAGCAAAAAAUACCAUAUUUGGCGAGGCUACUGUUACCAUGGAAACAAUAUUAUGUUCAAGAAUAUUGCAAUUUUUUUCUACCAAAUACUUAAUUUAUACUCGGCAAUGCUUAAAAUUAAUAGAUGGAGUGAUAAAAUUUAUAAAUUGAAAUUUUUACGCAAUAAGGCAUUUAUACUACGGAACUCAUGGAGCCACCUUAAAGCUAUAAGGGAGUUUAAAGUAGAGAUAAAAAAGUAAAGCGUAUUUUCUCUCUCAGGGAGAAAUGAACCGGAUUGUAGCGAGCCAUUACCUAAACCGCAGCUCUUCCCGUUCUCAUUGUAUAUUUACGAUAUACAUCGAGACGCGAUCCAGAGUGGUUUCCAGUGCAAAAUACACUGUAUCCAAGAUUAAUUUGGUUGAUCUGGCCGGUUCUGAACGUAUUGGAAAAACUGAACCAGAAGAAACUGGUCAACGAGAAGCAAUGUAUAUUAACAAGUCAUUGACGUUCUUGGAACAAGUCGUGAUUGCUUUGGGCGAUAGGAAAAGAAAACACGUCCCUUAUCGUCAAAGUAAGCUGACACAUGUACUGAGUGAUUCCAUUGGUGGACGUAAUAACACUGUCCUCAUUGCGAAUAUGUGGGGUGAGGAAAGUCAACUUGAAGAGACGGUAUGUUUAUUUUUGCUGCAUUGGGCCUGUCGCUAACAAAUACUUGCGACUGAAAAGAGACAUGGGCAGUUUGCCGUUUGCAUGGUUAAUUAACCAUUUUUUAAAUGCGCAAGUGUAAUAAAACUAUGGCUUUAAACCAGACCUGGAAAAUAUAUUUCUCCGGCUUCCUGGCAGCAAAAUCCAAAAAUAAAAUUUUUUUGUGUAAUAAAAUAUAAAAUAUAAAAUAGUUAUGUAGAUUUCAGAAGACGUGUUGUGCUGUGGCUUCAAUCUCGACAUAAGACAAUCUCGACUUUCAAAAUAUAUGUACUUUUGGAAUUUUUAAAUUAAAUAAGUAAAUUAUAUGACAUUCCAAUAUAUACUGUAAGAUGACAAAAUUUCCUGCAAGAUAUAAAAAAAUUUCCUGCGAAGAUAUUUUGUUAAAAAUUGCCUGGUAUGCAGCGGCGUUGCUAGUGCAUGCUGCCGAACAUUUUCCAGCACUGCUUGAAACAUGACUCUAGUAUACAAAAACAUUUAGUUGGGCAACAAGUCAAUGUUUCAACCAUUUUGCAGUCAUUUAUUCAAGUUAUAUUUAAUUUUUUACAAUGUAGCUCUCGACUUUGCGGUUUGCAGCAAGAAUGAGAAGUGUUUACUGUGAACCUGCUAUAAUUGAAGUUAUUGAUCCAGUGAAGCAAUGCAAGCAGUAUGAAGAAGAAAUACAAUUCCUGAAGAAUGAGCUUGCAAUGCAUGAUACACUGACCAACAGAGGUCAGGUUGUGUAUGAACCACUGUCAGAGACACAACAAAACGAGUUGAAACGACAAGUGGAAAAAUACAUAGCGCGAGAAAUUGCUGAGAUGGAGAUCGUGAAUGUGCGACAGAUUAAAGAAAUGUUGGAAAUAUUUCGAAAUAGUGUGCAUAACGUUGAAAAGGAGACGGAGAAACGGCUCAGAGAAAAAUACAUUUUUCAAGAAAAAACGUUGGUUGAAAAUCAGGACGUUCGUGGUACGUUGACAUCUUGGUAGAUUUAUAGCCCAUACUAAAAAUCAUGAUCAGUAACAGAAUUUUUAACAACCUUCAGCGUUUUAAGCAGUGACGGACACUUUAAGUUAGAUUUUCCCCCUUAAAUACCCAAUCAUAUACAAUACCUUGUUGAAUUUAUAGCUUACCAAAUUGAAUGCUUUCAUCAUUUCAUGUUUGAAAAAUUAUUGUUACAGCUUUGUUACACAGAUAUUUUUGUUACACAGAUAUUCCGGGAAAAUCUAUUAUCUACAUAAAAGUUUAUUGUUACACAGCUUUUCAGCUAUCGUUCAAAGGCUUUCUGAAAUUAUUGAGUGAGAAGUUACUCCUAGUGUCCGCCACUGGUUUUAAGUCACUAUUUUUAUGUACUUUUAAGCCUGUUUUAGCCUACACGUCGAAUUUUGGUCGCGUCGAAUGCAAUUCAAACAAUAGAUAAUGAGAUGAUAAACCUCAUUAAGCUUCAUUAUCUAUUGUUUGAAUUGCAUUCGACUCGACCGAAAUUCGACGUAUAAAACAGGCCUAAAUUCUAGUUUACGAGACUGUUUUUGAAAUCACGAACAUUGAUUUAAUUAAUGGACGUUUACAGUAUAACCAACCAUAUAUUGUGCGUUUGCUCAUGGAUAUUAGAUCAAACUGACAAAUUGAGAGAAAUUAUUUUUUUACAAGGCAGAACAAUUUAAUUCGUGUCGUCUUUUUUCAUUUCAGAUAGUGGACCAACAGCGCCUGUUGGUCAAGACGCUAAGUUACUUGGUGAACCUGAUGGUAAAGGGUUUGGCGUUGGUGUGGCGUCUGCACCUAUCAAAGCCAACACUAUGGUUUUAUUAGCGACGAGAGGGAAAAUAAAAAGUCGUCGAGGUAAAGACGUCGUUGAUCCAACGGAACCAAAACGUGUGGAAACACAAGGACAAGAUGAAGGCAAGAGUACUGCAACAACUGGCACAAGAACACAACGACAGGGUAGUCUCAGGCCAACAACACCACCACCAAAGUCUGAAGCGUUUGUAGAAUUUAAACAAGAACGAGGGAGUGAGAUCAGUAGAAUAUUACACGAGAACAAAGGUAACGAUCAUUGGAGGAGUGUAGAAUUCCCGAUGAAUGAACAGGUCAUGCACCGUCAUUAUAUUUUGGAGAGACUUGGAAAAAAAGCGCGUGAAAACCGAAAAUAUUUGGUGUGCGAGACUGUUAAUUUGGAGCUAUAUAUAGUUAGUAGUUGCUGCGAGCAAAGAAAACAGGUCCACUUUUCCUGGGGAACUCAAUUUUUGAGUUGGUAUGCAGCGAGCCAUGGUUUGUGACCUCAUAUAGAACAAUAUAUAGGCUUUGAAAUACACUCACAGCUAGAAAGAGCAUGUUAAAAUUAGCAAAAUUGCAAAGUUUGGUUACGAAAUGUUGUAAAAUGAGGAAAAUAUAGCCCUGUGAAGUUCGUAAAUUUUGUAUAUUUGUUAAUAGCAACCAAACUUUGCAAUUUUACUAAUUUUAAUGGAUUUUGUUCUUCUUGCCUAGAUCAAAAUUUAGUCUAUACCUGGAAUUGCCUAUUAGGCCCGACGAAGGGCCUUCACUCUAAACGUCGAAGUUUGUUCUAUUUUUCAGGUAGUUUUAUGACACACAAACAUUCUAUGAACAAGCUAAGAAUCAUAACAUUUUCUUUCUAGAAAUUCUGCGAGAAAAAAAGAAUACUUCCCGAGAACUGUCCCUGAGGAUCAAUACAACUAAAGUGGAACUGGACAAAGUCAAAAAGCUACUUGAAGAGAAGCAGGAGGAACGUCAAGAAAUGGGCGGAUCAGUUCUCCCGGAAACCGAAAAAGAAGUCAUAGACGAAGAAGAAUUCCAACAUCUACAGAAAUUCCAAGAAUUGAAGACACAGUACCGAGCUGAUUUUUAUGAGUUGCGUAGCGUUAAGUCAGAUAUUCAAUGUUGUGAAAAACUUGUUAGUCAAUGUCGUAAGAAACUUGUUACAGAGUUUGAUAUUUGGUACGCUGAGUGUUAUCUUGGUGAUGAGAACGAAAACAGUGUUGAGACAGAGAGUACAGAAAGAAAAUCAAGAAAGAGUAUCGCCAUUGAAGAUGAACAGGAGAAAUUUGAUCGAUUACAACUGGAAUACUUGAUGGAUGAACCAGAAUCUGUUGCGUACUACAAUGCUCAAAUGCAAACACAAAGACGAGCAUACUAUACAGAAGUUGGGAGGCAACGUCAGAAACCUGUACUGACCAAGAGACGGACAAACGAACCACCUGGUAUACUGACCACAUACUAGAUUUAAGAGAAAUAUAAGUGGCAGUGCAUUACCUUUGUUGCUCUAUUAUCAAAACACGUUCUGUAUGUAUGUAGUAGUAUUUGCCCUGACAUUUGUACUGCAAUAAUACUGGAAGCUUGUUAACAAGUGUGUAAAGGGUUACUUUUUGCUUAUGAAUUAUUAUUAAUUGAUCAAAAUUGUUGCAAACUGAAAGCAACUAGUUGGUUGGCAAGGACUGGCUUCUUGAAUAAAUUUUGAAAAAAAGUGAAGUUGUAAAAAUAUGAUCUUCAGUUUAAACAAAGUCUCGGAGUAGGGAGUUUCGACGUAUUAUUACUUAAAAUGAUGCAUUUUCCCAAGUGCAAGGCCCCAAGGGAAAUAUCAUCACUGAGGGUAAUAUUUCACGCAAUUCCCCGAGCGGAGAGUCUUUUAAAAACUCUACUCCAUGUUUUGGCUUACACAUGCACCAUAUCCAGUCAACAUAAACAAUGGCGCAACUCUAAUUCUGGGUACUCCUUUCGGUUAACAGCCGAACGCGCUAACCGAUUGCGCCACAGCGAUAACUAGAGCCUGAUUAGUUUCGCCAAUAUCAGGGCAACGGGAGAUCCUCUUGCUUGAGGAGGGAGCGACACUUGUCUUCCCUUUAUAAUGUACUCAAGCCAUUUUCUUUUUGCAAAAUAUUGACAUAGCGGCAAAGAAAAGAUGAGCAAUUUUUCAUCAAUCGCAAAUUCCUUGAAACACGUCAAUAUGUACCGUGACCAGGAUUUGAACCUGGGUCAAAAAUUAUCACCCAGGCAUAGGUUUUUCUCAUUCAUGAACUCAGUGAAGGAAAUUUCUCGCUUAUUCCAACAAGCAUGGCUUGCUGGUCUAGUGGUAUGAUUCUCGCUUCGGGUGCGAGAGGUCACGGGUUCGAUUCCCGUGCAAGCCACAAUGUCAAGAAUUUUCUGUUUCAAGCAUGUAUUGGAAAUUUUCAAAAUCCAAUCAAGAUAUAGAGAGAGAAAUUGUCUCUAUGCAUAUUCAGAUUGGACUUUAAAAUUUCAAAACAUAUUUGAAAGUUCUUGGCAUCGAGGGCUUCCACGGGAAUGAAGGAUCUCAUUGCGGUCGCAGCAGCUGACUGAAAAGUUAAUGUCUUUCGUUUUAAAAUCAGAUGUCAAAAAUUAUCUCCCAAGCACAGGUUUCUCUCGUUCACAUAGUCAGUGAAGGAAACUUCUCGUUUAUACUGGCAAGCAUGGCUUGCUGGUCUAGUAGUAUGAUUCUCGCUUUGGGUGCGAGAGGUCAAGGGUUCGAUUCCCGUGCAAGCUCUCGAAGUUAAGAAUUUUCUGUUUCAAACAUGUAUUUGAAAAUAUGAAAUUUUCAGAAAAGGUUUCCCGUCGUAAAAUUUACUUUUCGUUGCAGUUACGACUACUCCUCAAAAUGGUAUGAAGCACGUCCCUUGAUGGACUCGAACCAUCAACCUUUCGGUUAACAGCCGAGGCAGCAUCACUGUCUUCUCUUUAUAAUGUGUAAUACUCAAGCCAUUUUAUUCUUGCAAAAUAAUGACAUUGCGGUCUGGAGAAUAAAUGUGUGCAAAAUAAAUGUAUAAUUUUCUUCAAUUGGAAAUGGCCGUGACCAGGAUUUGAACCAGGGUUAUUGCGGCCACGCGCAAUGUACUGACCACUAUACUAUCACGGCAGCUUAGUAUAAACGUUAUUGUUAUAUAGUUGGUGUCAAAGUCCAAUUUUUCUGUUUGCCGAUUGGUCAAAACCGUAUCACGUGCCGGUCCGCGGCUUCGCUUCGGGCAACAACGGCGGUCUCGGGCCCACAAAACACACUGUUUCCCUCGGUUUCAGUAAGUAAGUGAUAAAUGUAUUUUAUUUUAAAAUCAGAUGUUAAAAAUUAUCUCCCAAGCAUAGGUUUCUCUCAUUCACGAACUCGAUCAGUGAAGGAAACGUCUCGCUUAUUGGGCAUGGCUUGCUGGUCUAGUGAUAUGAUUCUCGCUUUGGGUGCGAGAGGUCACGGGUGCGAUUCCCGUGCAAGCCCACAAUAGCAUGAGUUUUCUGUUUCAAACAUGUUGUUUUUGAAAUUUUUAGAAAGAUAAUAUUUUCUUUGGUAAAAUUCACUUUUCGUCGCAGUUACAACUGCUCGUCAAAAUGGUACGAAGCACGUCCCUGGAUGGACUCGAACCAUCAACCUUUCGAUUAACAGCCGAACGCGCUAACCAAUUGCGCUACAGAGACGACAAGUUCUUGAUUAGUGUCGCAAAAAGAAUGUCAAGGCAACGGUAGCUCCUGUUGCUGCUUGAGGAACGAGCGACACUGGUCUUCUCUUUAUAAUUUACUCAAGUUAUUUUCUAUUUGCAAAAUAAGGACAUUGGAAAAAAGCCGCAAAUAUAUAUUAAUUGCUUCAAAAACCUUAAUAUGUGCCGUGACCAGGAUUCGAACCUGGGUUAUUGCGGCCACAACGCAAUGUACUGACCACUAUACGAUCACAGCAGAUGAGAAAAGUUCGUGUAUUUGGUUUUAAAAUCAGGUGUAAAAAAUUAUCUCCCAAGCAUAGUUUCUCUCAUUCUGACGAACUCAGAGAAGGAAACUUCUCCCUUACUGAUCGGACAAGCAUGGCUUGCUGGUCUAGUGGUAUGAUUCUCGCUUUGGGUGCGAGAGGUCCCGUGUAAGCCCUGAAUGUCAUGAAUAUUCUUUUUCAAACAUGAAAUAGAAAAUCAUACCCUCUCCUUAUUUAGAUUUGAUUUGGAAAUUUCGAAUAGAUGCUUGAAACAGAAUUCCUUCACAUUGUGAGCUUGCACGGAAAUGAGGGAAUUUUUUACUGCUAUACGAUCACAGCAGCUGAGAAAAGUUCGUGUAUUUGGUUUUAAAAUCAGAUGUCAAAAAUUAUCUCCCAAGCAAAGGCUUCUUUCAUUCCGACGAUCUCAGUGAAGGAAACUUCUCCCUUACUGAUCCGACAAAUAUGGCUUGCUGGUCUAGUGGUAUGAUUCUCGCUUUGGGUGCGAGAGGUCACGGGUUCGAUUCCCGUGCAAGCCCUCAAAUGUAAUUUAUUAUAGAAAUUGUAAUUUUCAGAAAAGGCGUCCGUCGUAAAAUUUACUUUACGCUACAGUUAUGACCACUCCUGAAAAUGUUAUGAAGCACGUCCCUGGAUGGACUCGAACCAUCAACCUUUCGGUUAACAGCCGAACGCGCUAACCGAUUGCGCCACAGAAACGACAAGUGCUUGAUUAGUAUCAGAGAAAAAGCCGCAAAUCGGCUUCAAACACGUUAAUAACUUAUAUGUGCCGUAACGAUAGCUCCUGUUGCUGCUUGAGGCGCGAGCAACACUGGUCUUCUUCUCUUUAUAAUUUACUCAAGCUAUUUUCUAUUUGCGAAAUAAUGACAUUGGGGAAAAAGCCACAAAUUGCUUCAAACACGUUAAUAUGUGCCGUGACGAGGAUUCGAACCUUGAUUAAUGUGGCCACAACGCAAUGUAUGUACGUCACACUAUACGAUCACAGCAGAUGAGAAAAGUUCGUGUAUUUGGUUUAGUUCGUGUUUUGGUUUUAAAAUCAGAUCUCAAAAAUUCUCUCCCAAGCAUAGGUUUCUCUCAUUCACGAACUCAGUGAAGGAAACUUCUCCCUUAAUGCGACAAGCAUGACUUGCUGUUCUAGUGGUUUCUAGUGGUAUGGUUCUCCCUUUUGGUGCGAGAGGUCACGGGUUCGAUUCCCGUGUAGGCCCUGAAUGUCAUGAAUUUUCUUUUUCAAACAUGAAAUAGAAAACCAUACCCUCUCCAUAUUUAGAUUUGAUUUUGAAAUUUCAAAUAGAUGUUUGAAACAGAAAUUCCUUCACAUUGUGAGCUUGCACGGAAAUGAGAGAAUUUUUUGACCGCUAUACGACCACAGCAGGUGAGAAAAGUUCAUGUAUUUGGUUUUCAUAUUAGAUGUAAAAAAUUAUGUCCAAGCGUAGGUUUCUCUCAUACACAAACUCAGUGUAGGAAACUUCUCGCUUUUUCCGACAAGCAUGGCUUGCUGUUCAUGGUAUGAUUCUCGCUUUGGGUGCGAGUGAACACGGGUUCGAUUCCCAUGCAAGCCCACAAUAGCAUGAGUUUUCUGUCUCAAACAUGUUGUUUUUGAAAUUUUUAGAAAGCCACCCUCGGUGCGUCCAAUCCCGGACUCGCCUCCCUGCAAGUAUGUUUUUUAUAGAACGCGCUAACCCAUUGCGCCAAAACCGGAAAGGAUAAAAAUACAAUAAUUUGCGAGAUAAAAAGAAUACUUCCCGAGAACUGUCCCUGAGGAUCAUGAGGAACGUCAAGGAAUGGACGAAUCAGUUCUCCCGGAACCGAGAAAGAAGUCAUAGACGAAGAAUUCCAACAUCUACAGAAAUUCCAAGAAUUGAAGACACAGUACCAAGCGUUAUGAGUUGCGUAGCGUUAAGUCAGAUAUUCAAUGUUAUGAAAAACUUGUUAGCUAGUCAAUGUUGUAAGAAACUUGUCACAGAGUUUGAUAUUUGGUACCCUGAGUGUUAUCUUGGUGAUGAAAACGAAAACAGUGUUGAGACAGAGAGUACAGAAAGAAAAUCAAGAAAGAGUAUCGCCAUUGAAGAUGAGCAGGAGAAAAAUAUUUGAUCGAUUACAACUGGAAUACUUGAUGGAUGAACCAGGAUCUGUUGCGUACUACAAUGCUCAAAUGCAAACACAAAGACGAGCAUACUAUACAGAAGUUGGGAGGCAAC
This is a messenger RNA of Paramuricea clavata, 13490 nucleotides long. The record is from the annotation of a GenBank genome assembly. NCBI's taxonomy places the organism in Eukaryota, Metazoa, Cnidaria, Anthozoa, Malacalcyonacea, Plexauridae.